Molecule: messenger RNA, 1317 nt
Organism: Galeopterus variegatus (Sunda flying lemur)
Lineage: Eukaryota; Metazoa; Chordata; Mammalia; Dermoptera; Cynocephalidae
Product: nitric oxide-inducible gene protein-like
Biological process (GO): negative regulation of intrinsic apoptotic signaling pathway in response to DNA damage
Cellular component (GO): nucleus; cytoplasm
Source: RefSeq, a predicted model, not a curated record
AUGGUAGAGUGGUUUAUCANUUUGAGUUAUAGGAAGUAUAAUGAUGUUUCUGAUAUUCGCACAUUAGAAAAUAAGCAAUAUUACAACUUAAAAAACAAACAAUAUUAUAGGUAUCCAAAGAACCAAGGUGAAAGUUUUACAAUUUGCAGGAAACUUAUGUAUCCAUUAGAAACUCUUCACAGUAGUCCAAAUAUAAGUACAAAUACAUUAAAAGAAGUGCCUUGUGGACUUAUCAAUAAUAACUUAACACAGAGCAAUUCUACUGGUCAUGAAGGUAGCUAUGAUGCUUCUGCUGAUCUCUUUGGUGAUAUUGAUAAAGAAAUGGACAUUACAACAGAAAUUAUAGAAAAAUCACAGUAUAUUUUGUCUUUGGCAGAAAGUCAUCCUGCAGAAUCUGAUUUUUCACUGAGAUCACCUGAAAAGUCCAGCCAGCCUUCACAAAAAUUAUCUUUGCAAAGCAUAUCUGUCUCUAGGUUUCCAAGAAUAUGCUCUCCUCCACCUCAUUUUCAGUCAGAUUCAGAACAUGAUUUUGAAGAUAGCCAAGACUUUGUUCCAUGUUCACAGUCAACUCCAGUUGCAGGAUUCCACCAAACAAGAAUUCAUGGGGUGAACAGAGCUUUCAAAAAACUACCUGCCUUUUAUUCAGAUUUUGAUGCUAACUGUAAAACAAAGAUUUCUCCCGAAUAUGACAAGCGAGCCACCCCAAAUUGUCCAAAAAAUAUAAAAACACCCAUCCAGAGAUCCAGAAGCCCUAUUAUAGUUGAUAUUGCACAACCAGAGGCUUUAAACCACAGUCCUAUUGCUGAGUGCCUUGAAACUGAUGGUGAUGAAUUGGUCCCUCCUACCACAAAGAAAGUAUUUCUUUCAGAUAUGCCUGGAUUCCAAGUCACCGGUCUUAGGAAAUGCCUUGGUGCCCAUAAUUCUCCUAAUGAAAAAGAACUACCAAGAAAGAAACUGAAACAUGUCAGACAAAGAACUGAUAAAUGUGUAACUAAUGAGUUAAAUUUAAACAAUAUGCUCACAGCAAGAGUUACAAAACAGAAAACUCCUAAAUAUAACUGUAAAAGUUCAGGCUGGAUUGCCAAAGAGUCAAUUCUUGGACUCGAUUCUUGUUCAGAUCCUGUAAUUACUGCAUUCCUAGACUGUGAUCUCUUUCAAUGUUGGCUGCACUCAGGAAGUAUAGGCAAGAGGCCCAUGGGUGGAGCAAGAAGAGUGGUUUCAUUUGUGCAAGAAAUGUCCAUCCCUCCAUCAGAAUGGCUUAAGCCCAAACCUGAGAGCACAAUGUCAUUAGCAAUUGGAAACAAGAAAGGAUACUGA